CAAGCCAGAUCUCUUUGGUUGUCCAUUGAUUAAUUAUUUGUUAAUUUCAACGAAACUUCGAUCAAAGGAGUAUAUAUAUAGAAGAGGAAGUCGUGUAGAUAUGAAAAAGAGACAGUGAAUCAGGAUCAGGGUACUUUUCCACCUACAUAGAUUCGUCCCAUUCGCCGCUUUACGCGAAAUUUCCGCCCUUAGAAUCAUUUCAAAAAUAACUUCCUGGUCCACCAUCAUCAAUCUAACUGAGUUUUAGCCACAUUUUUUUUCAGGAAAUUAAUUCCCUGUGUCCACAGACACAAACUUCAUAUAAUAGGACCAGGUUUACACUCGACUCUUAGCAUUUGAUGCUGAUUCUCCAAUGAUGAAAAAGUUCCUCCAAUUAUAGACCCAACUUUUCUCUUUUUACUCAACCGGUCCACCCGCAGCUAAUGAUUCUGUGCCACCCGAACCCUAUCUCUCUUUAUAUAUAUCCUCCCAAAGUACAAUAAUAGAAGUACUACUUUCAAGAUUCUCAUAUUGUUGUUUAAAGCCUUUGCUUUUUCAGUUUUUAGUUCUUUCCGUGUCGAUCAGUUGCCAUGGGAUCCAGCCCCAGGAGCUUGCAGGCCAUUGUGGGUGCGCCUGGGGUAAGAGGAAAGAAGAUCACGGCUCUUUCGAAAGAUGGAUUGACUGCUUUCAUUCAGUCAAUCAUUUCCACGAAACACGAAAUGAAAGAACCCUUUUACGUGCUGGAUUUGGGUGUUGUCAUGGCCCUCUUUGACAAGUGGGCCCGUAACCUUCCCAUAGCUCAACCUUUCUACGCUGUCAAGUGCAACCCCAACCCAGCUUUCCUUGGCGCACUGGCUGCCCUUGGUUCGGGCUUCGACUGCGCAAGUAAGGCCGAGAUUGAAUCCGUGUUGUCUCUUGGUGUUUCACCUGGCAGGAUCAUUUUUGCUAACCCAUGCAAAGCAGAGUCGCACAUCAAGUAUGCUGCAACAGUUGGAGUUAACCUAACAACUUUCGACUCUAAAGAGGAACUGGAAAAGAUUAAAAAGUGGCACCCUAAAUGUGCCUUAUUGAUACGGAUCAAAGCCCCGGAAGAUGGUGGCGCAAGAUGCCCUUUAGGUCUCAAAUACGGUGCACUACCCGAGGAAGUCACCCCUCUCCUCCAGGCCGCUCAAGCUGCACGGCUCACGAUCACAGGCGUCUCGUUCCACAUUGGCAGCGGAGCCAUGCAGUUUCGAGCCUAUCGAGAAGCCAUAUCAGCAGCCAAAAUUGUGUUUGAGACGGCUGCUAGACUUGGCAUGCCCAAAAUGGAUGUGCUAAAUAUCGGCGGAGGGUUCACAGCCGGCCCGCAAUUCGCUGAAGCGGCGUCAACGGUGAAAGCCGCUCUACAAACGUACUUUCCGCACAAGUCAGGCUUAACAGUAAUUGCCGAGCCUGGUCGUUUUUUUGCUGAGUCAGCUUUCACACUAGCCACCAACAUUAUAGGAAAACGAGUUAGAGGUGAUCUAAGAGAGUAUUGGAUCAACGAUGGGAUCUACGGCUCCAUGAACUGUAUUCUCUACGACCAUGCGGUUGUCACGUGCAUGCCUCUCACAGGAUCAUCCAAUCGUAGCAACCCAACAUCCAAAGAAGCGAGGAGCUAUGAUUCCACCGUGUUUGGACCCACGUGUGAUGCGCUUGAUACGGUUUUGAAGGGUUAUCCGCUGCCGGAUCUACAAGUAAAUGACUGGCUGGUGUUCCCCAACAUGGGGGCUUACACGGCGGCUGCUGGGUCCAAUUUCAAUGGGUUCAACACGUCAGCCAUUUUGACAUACCUUGCUUAUUCCAAUCAAAAUUGAUGAUCGUAAGGCCUUUUGGUUGGUGGAUAUGGGCCGUCUCUUGUUUGGCGUGGGACUAUUCUCUUUGGUUUGUGAUUGUUAUAAGUCUAAUUAAGUUGUAUAAAAUUUAU
Durio zibethinus is the source of this 1924-nucleotide messenger RNA. NCBI's taxonomy places the organism in Eukaryota, Viridiplantae, Streptophyta, Magnoliopsida, Malvales, Malvaceae. The record is from RefSeq and is a predicted model, not a curated record.